UCAAUCGUUAAUAAUGCGAAUAAUAAUUUGAUAUUAUUGAAUCCUAUUCCUAAUAUUAUGUAACGCUAUAAUUGUUGUGCGCAGAAUCGUUAAUUACGUUUUUUGCACGUACCAACGAGAACUUGAUUGAUAUAGUUCGUGCAUUACACCUGCUCUAGCUAGUUUAAUACAUGUCGCGCGCUCGAACGACUCUCUCACAAGGAUCGAACAUUAUGGAACAUUUAAAUCCAAUCCACGUAUGAUGGCUCUAUGAAAGCUUUUUGAAUCGUGAGCUUUCUUAUAUCAAUUUCGAGUAACUCGGACGGAGCUAUGAGUUUACGUCUGAUCUGCAACGUUCGGAGGACUCCUCCUGGGACGUGGAACGUGCAUUCAUCGAGAUACGUGCCCAGAAUUCCAUUUUUCUUUCCUCUUAAAAGGAUGAUAGUCGAACUUUCAUCGGAGCUCAGAAAUUCAACGGCACUCGAGGAAUUAUUACAAGAGGACGUAUUAGUUCGAUUAUUACAAUUAUUGCAAUUGUUAUUUGAUUGCAAUUGUUCUUAAAUUUCUUAUCGUAGUUUGACCUAGUUAACAUUUCGAGUUUUCACUUGACAAAUCGAUCAGUAUAGCUCGAUCAUCGUGUAGCCAUAAGAGACCAUAUCUUUCGAUGUGUCCAACGCGCACACGCGUACGAACGAAUUUGCACGUGCGUUCUUACGAGUUAGACGUGCAACAACGGCGCGGGCACGGGUCGAUAAUACGAAAAUUUCUGACGCGCCUUUGGGAGAAAGAGAGAGGGAGCGAGCACGUGCUGCCCUUUUGCAGCACGACAAAUAGGAAUUAUUCGAGGGACGGGAAAGCGAGCCGCGUUGGGGGUUGCUUCGUUGCGAAUAUAUACGACAAAGGGGAUUAGUACGUUCGCAUAAUGACGGAUAAGUGCGAGGAGGGUAGUCGGAAGAAUCAUCCACCGACUAUAAUCUCUUUCUCUUGAAUCUUCUCUUGAACAUUUUUCUUCGUUUUACUCGAAGGAUGCCUAUCGCUACGAAGAAAACGAUUUCCUACGCGGAAAUCUUUUGCCUCUCGGCAAUUAUAUAUAUGCACAUAUAAAUAUGUCUUUGUCAUCGAUAAACCGUCUUGGCAAACAAGGGCAUGUCAUAAACGGUAAUGUAUAAUGGAAACUUGCGUAAGAAGAAAGUUAGGUGCUGAACUAUAUGCAUUGCAAAUUGGGAAUACGUUGUCCUUGGGAACUUUAUGCAAAGUUUUCAGGGAAAUUUGAGAAUCCAUCUAACGGAGAACGCAACAACCCACGACGAUGGGGACGAUAUCGACGACGCGUGCGAAAAGACAAACGGACGACGGAUAAAAGAGCUUUUCCAUUUUCUCUCUCCCCCUUGGGAUUCCAUGCCGAUGGUGUUUAUUGCGUUCACGUUCUCGAAGGAAUUUCGAGCGACAAAAAAAUCGCAUGCACACGCGCGCGCGCACCGACACAUUCAAAUUCUUUGGAGGAUGAAGAGAGAAGGACCGAAUAACAUGGCAAGAAAUGAACGUAGACAGAGUGAGAAAGAUAAAGAGAUGGGGGUAGUAGGAGAGGGAGUAGUAGGGAGAUGGAGGGAGUCCGACGACCACGUGACCACCGGGCGGGGGUGGCCAGGCGACAUUUCGCAUGCUCAGAACACGCCAAGCUGCGGCGUAUCGCACAUUGAGGGACGCAAACAGAGGGAAAAAGAGAAAAAACGAGAUUAAAAGAGACAGAGAGAGAGAGAGGAAAAAGGGAGAACAAUAGGGAAAAGACAAAGAGAGUGAGUUCGCCGAUCGCACACCUCGUGAAAAGUUGUGCUCAACGUCGUUCGGGAAAUUGGUUAAAAUCGCUACAAAAUAAUAUCAUACGAGAAAGGGGGAGGAGAAGAGAGAGAGAGAGAGAGAGAGAGAGAGAGAGAGAGAGAGAGAGAGUAGUGCGAAAUAAAUUAUCGAGGAAGAAAGAAGGUGACCUACGUUCGUGUGUCGCGCGUGUGUCAUAUUCGUUUGUUUCGUUUGAAAAGGAAGAAGGAAAUAAAAAUAAGCAGAAAGAGAAAAGUGGAAAGGUCGUUUGAAAAGAUUCCUUUUUCAUUCGAGAACUGUGCGUCGUUCUUUCUCUUUGUAAUUGAUUCUUUCUUCGAUCGACGACCGAGAAAAACAAAGAAGAAUAUAACAAAUUUUAUACAUUUAGGAACGUGCUUGGAUCAUCGUUCUGGACGCGAGUCCUUCGUUGGCGAGAUGCUACUAUGGAUGUGGAAAGUGCGAGAAAAGUGAGAUAACGAGAGACAAAGAGAGAAACAAAGGAGAUCUCUCUCGCAAGAAAGAGGGAGAGAGAGAGAGAGAGAGAGAGAGAGAGAGAGAGAGAUUUAGACAGAGGAAGAAGGUAUACCGUAAAAGUACGUAAUCGCGCUUCUGCCAGGUAGGACACUUAUUUGUUGUUUCAAUUUUUUUAUCGGCCAUGUAAACAAGAUGCUUAGAUUUUUUCCUUUUUUCUUUCCUUUUGUUCUUCUUAUCUAAUGAUAUACAGGCCUUUUUAUCGGGGGAAAAAAGAAAAGAAAAAAAUAACAAGCCGGGUGUGGAUCUUGUUUUCCUCAAAAUUUCAUAUUUCAUCGAAUUUACGAGAUAUAGGGAAAACUUGAAACAUAGUAAAAAUACACAGACUGAUAAUAUUUUGUAAGAAAAUGUAAUUGGGUUUUUCGCAUUGCACUGCUAUUUAUAUUGUUCAUUGACAAUUAGUAAGAACACCCAGUAGACACGUACACGAGCAUGUAUAAAUGUUAACGCGUACAAGCUAACAGCUGUUGAAAACCGUCAUUAUCAAUUGAGCAUGCGUAACAUAUGCAUCUAAUUCGGCUCGUUACCAGUAAUGUAUUUUAAUUGGCUGUACGCGCUCUCACAGCAUCAAGGAACGCGAGCGUUUACUAAAAGUUCUUCCGCACUAAGUAAUAAUCCUCUAAUCCCGUUUAUUAGAAAGCCGCAUACAGUUUUGCGCUUUGCGCUUUGUGAAAGAAUGAAAAAUCGAUUUUUCGCAAACGUAUUUGGAUAAUUGUUGUUAGGAUGAGUGCGAGUUAGCGAAUCAAUUUGAAAGGGAAACUUAGUAUUUCAAGAAUAUUUAAUCGAUUAAAUAAUUCAUUCUUUUAUCAAAUAAAUGAUACAAUCGUAAACCGCUUUUUUUCCAUCGUCGAUAUCCCUAGAAUAUAGCAAGAAGUCAAUUUGUUUCUUUUUUUAAAUAAAUAAAUUCUCAUGAUAUUGUGUUUUUGAAAAAUCGACGAGCACGCAUUGGUAGGCACGUCGAGUCGAAUCCAUCGAAAAGCAAGCAUCUUAAAAGCGGUUGGUCUCUCGAAUUUCUUCUCUCUAUCCCUUACACAUUCGUAAGGUCUGCCAAAGGACCCGUAGCAAAGCCCCUGGGUCCUUUCGGACAAGAACCUUUUGUCUUGCCCGGCUGCAACUAUUCCAUCUCUCUCUCUCUCUCUCUCUUUAUUUUUCUUUUCCCUUCUUUCGAGCGCGUAAACGGAGAAGGAGCUGAAAGGAAGGAACGUGUGUCACGGCCAAGAAGGAAGCUGCGAGUCGCACGCGUUUUCGUCUUCUUUUGGGAGAAAAAGGAUCUUCAUAAGUAAUCGACGUAGAGAUUAGGUGUAGUUACAUGUGUAGAGUGAUAUGUUAACCGAAGACAAUGACCCGACGAAACCAGCGGGCGUUUUAGACAAUGCUGGCAACGUGUCUUCCUCGACGGAGGCCUCGGUACAGCACCCUCGCAGCGCAAACAAUGAAACCGAAGUUAAAAACGAAGUUCAGGACUGUCCGGAGAACGAAAGCGUGCCGGGUAGCGAAUUGUACAUCGACGAUAAUGCCGAGGAAAAGGAGCAAGAGUAUCCGGAUUCUAUGGAGAAGGCUGACUACGGUACUCUCUAUGGCGCCAAUCAAUACUACAACAGCAUAUACAAUUCGCCUACUUACGGAUCGACGACGGGCGCCAAGAACACGUCUAGCUUGCAAAGCUCUUAUCUGACUUCGUACACAACGCCAAGCACGAUGACGCAGUAUUCGUCGUAUGCCGGCUACAAUAGCGGCACCACGACAUUCCCUAACGUAGGGCAAAAUAUAUCCUCGGCUUCCCAGAAGCUGGACUACACCGCUUAUGGUAGCAGUUUGUACGGAAACGACAGGGUACCCCUUCAAUAUUCUGGAUAUUAUCCAAUGCCCGGUUACCACACCACUCAUACGUCCUUCAACAUAGGAAAUCUCAACUUUGCUGAUUCGACGAAGACAGCACUCACGUUGGACGCGAGCGCUCAUGAUGCGAGUGACCCGACCGCACGAGAGACCACAAACGUCGAAGGAACUACAGCGAAGCCUUGCAGACGCGGUAGGCGACAGAGCGGAAGCGGAAACAGUAUCGGUUCCGCGGACACUACGGAAGCCGGCCCCGAUCGUAUAUUCAUUUGGGAUCUCGACGAAACCAUAGUCGUGUUUCAUUCGCUUCUCACUGGUCAAUUCGCUACGAAGCACCGAAAAGAUCCUACCUUGCUCGCACAGGUAGCCUACAGGAUGGAGGAAAUGAUAUUUAAUUUGGCCGACACGCACUUUUUCUUCAACGACAUUGAGGAUUGCGAUCAAGUACACAUAGACGACGUAUCGUCCGACGACAACGGACAGGACCUGUCCUCGUACAAUUUCGCAACGGACGGCUUUCAAUGUGCUUCGGCGAACAACGGCAUAUGCCUAGCCUCCGGGGUACGCGGUGGCGUAGAUUGGAUGAGAAAGCUCGCCUUCCGUUAUCGCAAAAUAAAGGAGAUCUACUGUAAUUAUCGGAACAACGUUGGCGGUCUGCUCGGAGCGGCGAAACGCGAACAAUGGGUCCAGCUGCGUUCAGAGAUCGAAGUUCUCACCGAUAAUUGGCUCACGUCGGCCGUCAAGUGUCUCAGUUUGAUCAACAAGAGAAGCCAUUGUAUCAACAUUCUCGUAACCACAACUCAACUUGUUCCGGCCCUCUCCAAGGUCCUUCUAUUCGGUAUAGGUGGAAUAUUUCCUAUAGAGAAUAUUUAUUCCGCUUCUAAAAUAGGAAAAGAGAGUUGCUUCGGAAGGGUGGUGGCUCGUUUCGGUCGUAGAUGUACCUACGUCGUGAUAGGGGAUGAUUCCGAUGAGGAGACAGCAGCGAGAGCGCACAAUUUUCCUUUCUGGCGAAUAAACAGUCACUCGGAUACUCAGGCGCUUUACAAUGCUUUGGAAAUGGGAUUCCUUUAACCUGCUUCCCUGAUGGAAAGGCAAAGGCAAAAGGAACAAAAAAAGAACGUUUCUCUUCAAAGACGCGAGUUAUCUUUUAUCGUGAAAAACUUGAAGGCAAAAAAUUAACGAUAAGGAUGAAACGAAAAAAUGGGUCCACAAGUGAUAUAAUAAACAAAUGAAAAUAUGACGAGCGCCGGGUGUAAAGGGGCGAUGAAAAAGGUGAAGAGCGUGUAAGUAAAGACAGGGUGUUUUCUGAGUACUGCGACAUAUAUAUAUAUAUAUAUAUGUGUGUGUGUGUGUGUGUGUGUGUAUAGAAAUAUUGAAUCUUAAAUUAUUUGAUCAAAGAUACGAAUAAGCUGCUGAAAGCUUAUCGUAAAGAUGUAUCUACGUAAGAUCACUUCCGAUCCUAAAGAAAUAAUAAACUCGUGUAUUAAUUUCUAUCAUAAAGAUACGAUUCGCAAAAAUGGAUACGCACACACAUAUCCGAAAAGUAUUCAAAUUGAACCUUUUCGUUAAGCGUUCACUCCAAUUUUCUAGGAUCCUUGAAUAGAUCUAAUUUGUUGCGCACAAUCAGUAGACACCCUGUAAAACUGACAGUCGAACGAGCUUAUUUUCAGUCGAUCGACCAAGAUCUUUUCGAGAAAAGAUUUUGUUUUCUUUCUUCUUCUUUUUCCUAUUAAUUACGACAAGCAAUCCAUCCUUUCUGUGUACUUAAAAAAACGUGGUACGGUACGUAUAUACCGGCUUACCUCUCUUCUUUUUUUCUUUUUUAUUUAUUUAUUUCCUUUUUUCUUGCUUCGUUUGUCGAUACUCACUCAUUCAUUGUUCUGUUUUAAUUGUUCUUUCCAUUAUUUUUAUGCUUAUUUUGAAGAAAUGAUCAAAUGAUCUUAAAGUUACAUUAUUCUAGUAUUAAAAGAACGAUACAUAAACUUUUUCCUCUGUUAUUACAUACAUUAGCGUGAUAUUCGACAUGCGUUGCAAAGAAGUAACAAACACGUGAACUUUAUUUUUGUUGUAAAAGCGAUCGACGUGAAAGAGCGUGAGAUUAGAAAACAUUAGGAGAUUAAUAAUUAUUAAGGAAACAGAAAUUAAUAAAUAUAAAUAUGUGUGUAUAUGUACACUAUAAUGGGGAGAGAGAGAAAGUGCGAGAGUGAUUAAUUAGAUAACUUUAUUAAAGCAUAGGAUGGGACACGCAUUAGCGCAAAGUUAAAGACGUUGAACGACUGUGAAAGUAAUUUAAUGUAAGUUCCAUGAAAUAUAAGCUCGUUAGGGGGAGACUGUAAUUCGAAAUAUAAUCAAGUUAUAUUGUACAGCGGCAUUUUAUGUUUUAUCGAUCAUCGAGAGAGUUAACGAAGGGAGAAAGAGAAGCAAGACGAGAAAGAAGAGACGAAAUAGAUAUUUCUUCCUGUUGAGAUCGUUAUGUACAUGCAACGUAUACGAGCGUAUCGCUCUAUCUGUUUCAAUUCGCCAAGUAGUUUGUUUUUCCCUUUCCUUUUUUUCAACGUUUUUCCUUUCUAUUUAAAGAAAGAAAACAAAAGUAUAUUGUUGCAAGUUCGACGAUCGUAAAAAUGUAUGUAUGUAUGUAUGUAUGUAGAUACUUUGAAAUAAGUAUGUACUUUCCUUUUUCUUCUCUCGUUACAUACAAGCGCACAAACGGCAUACAAUUACAUCUCUCUAAUUUUUAUCAUUAAUAGAGAUAAUUUAAGGGUAUUUCAAUAACUCGAACAAGUCCAAAGUUAAAAAUCGAGUAUCAACAUUCCAAAAUUUUAUUUAACGCAUGAUUAUAUCUCUUUGUCGCUGUUUGUGAUGCAGCCAUUAUCGGCCGAAUCGUCUAUAAGAAAAUAUUUGAAUGUAAUUACUUCGUUAUAAUAUUAGAUUCUUAUGGUUAGAAGAUUUUUUGCGAUCUUUUAUACCAACGGCGUAUUUUUAUAAAACGCUUCCGCAUUAAUCCUUUCUGACUUACGUAUGGCUGCAUCACCAUUCGCCAUUCGCGAUCAUUGCCUGCGUUGAUCGAGUAAAAGAUGCGACAAAUCAAUUUAUUUGUACUUAUGCCAUUCUUCUAAUACACAAAUAUCUAUACCAUAUAUCAUACUACCAUGCCGAUACGUAAGAUAAUUUGCCGAAAUAAAUUGCACAUUUUAAUUUUCAAA
Vespa crabro (European hornet) is the source of this 7367-nucleotide messenger RNA. RefSeq names its product eyes absent homolog 4 (gene eya). Gene Ontology annotation, cellular component: nucleus. The transcript is spliced from 11 exons. The coding region runs from base 3649 to 5235 and encodes 528 amino acids. The record is from RefSeq and is a predicted model, not a curated record. Gene Ontology annotation, biological process: negative regulation of extrinsic apoptotic signaling pathway in absence of ligand; cell differentiation; positive regulation of DNA repair. Lineage: Eukaryota; Metazoa; Arthropoda; Insecta; Hymenoptera; Vespidae. Gene Ontology annotation, molecular function: protein tyrosine phosphatase activity.